AGAUGAAGCUAGUCUCUGAGCAGCGGGGUGAGGAUCCAGACCUCCGGCUCCUUAUGGCUGUAUAUGAUGAGAACAUCCUGAAGAAUCAUUUCUACGUGGCGCUGGAGAAGCAGAGACCGGACCUCUGCAGCCGAGUGGCAGAGCUCCACGGCAUCGUUCUGGUGCCCUGUUGCGGGAGUUUGGCCGUCAGCAGCUUCUCAGACUCUCAGUUCGACAGCUAUGUCCUGCAGCCUGCGGAGGACGGGUACCACACCGCGGACGGAAAGGAGGUCCGGAUCCAGGACAGGCAGGUCCUGCUGGGGUCCGGCUUCCCGGCCCCGGCCUCGGUCCCCAUCCUGUUUGAGGAAACCUUCUACAAUGACCAGGAGCAGAGCUACAGCAUCCUGUGCAUCUCCAGGCCGGUGGAGAUGGAGCCCAGCCCGGCGGAGGUCUGCCCGCCCCCCCCCUACUGCCUGAAGAGUGUGGAGGACGUCCGGGACUUCCUGGGCCGCCACGCCCAGAAACUGGACCGGUUCAUCCACGGCUUCUGUCAGACCUUCAAAGAGACCGAGAGGAAGGGACUCCGACACCACAUAGACUCGGUGAACGGUCUUUACACUAAAUGUCUCCAGUGUCUUCUGAGAGACUCUCGUCUGAAACUCCUGGCCAAGCAGGAGCUUCAGAUGACUCUUCUCAAGCAGGCGGUCGAGGUGUACGUUCAUCAUGGUAUCCAUGACUUAAUUUUUAACUUUGUGGGAACGCUUGAAGCCAGCCAGGACGCCGCCUUCAACAAAACCAGCAGGAGUCUGCAGGAGCUGCAGCAGAAGGAGCUGGGGGUCAAACCGGAGUUCAGCAUCAACUUGUCUCGGGCGAAGAGAGAGCUGAGUCAGCUCAACCAGCAGACCUCCCCCCUCCUCAAACUGCUCUGCCUGCGCCGGGUCGCCCUGACCGCGACCCAGACCCCCAGAGGCACCGUCUGUAUAGAGGCUGUGUGUGCGGACGACCUGCUCUCCGUCAUCCUCUACCUGCUGGUGAAGACAGAAAUCCCCAACUGGAUGGCCAACCUGAGCUACAUCAGGAACUUCUGCUUCAGCCACUCCAGUAAAGACGAGCUCAGCUACUGUCUGAGCACCUUCGAGGCCGCGGUGGAGUACAUCAACCUGGGGAAGCUGCAGGACACACACACCGGCUCGGGGGAGCUGAACGACAAGGCGUUGUUCAAAGAGAGGAUGAGUCUGCUGACUCAGAGCACUGCCACGCCCAUCCACUGUCUGUUUGAGCACAUAGCCAAUGGUAACGAAGCCGAGGUGCAACGUCCUGCUGAGUGAGGGAGGAGAGCAAACGAGGACGGGAUGUGUCAUCCCCUCUGCUCCUGUGACGUCUGUGACCUGCAGCUGUCUGGGCGGCUGAACGACCCGUCCAUCGUCACGCCGUUCUCCAGAGACGACCGAGGUUACACUCCACUGCACGUCGCUGCCAUCUGCGGUCAGGCCAAGCUGAUCGACCUGCUGGUGUGUAAAGGAGCGCCGGUCAAUGCCACCGACUACCACGCCCUCACACCGCUGCACCUGGCCUGCCAGAAGGGAUUCCAGGGAGUCACGCUGCUGCUGCUGCACUACAAGGCCAACACGGACGCCCAGGACAACAACAGCAACACCCCGCUGCACCUCGCCUGCAUGUACGGACACGAGGACUGUGUGAAGGCGUUGGUGUACUACGACCUCCAAACGUGCCGCCUGGACCUGCACAAUGACAAGGGCGACACGGCGCUGCACAUGGCGGCGCGCUGGGGCUACGAGGGAAUCAUCCAGGUGCUGCUGGAGAACGGAGCGAGCACCGACAUCCUCAACAAGAGCAAAGACUCUCCGCUGCAGUGUGCGCUCAACUCAAAGAUCCUGGCGUUGCUGCAGUCGACCCAGAGCGGCCGUCAGCGCAGCGGAGUCCACUCUCCCGGUCGCUCCCCUCGGACGUCGGACUGCAGCAGCCGCCGCUCCUCCGUCUCCAGCACCUCCUCCCUGGGCUCCGAGGCCAAACCAGAGGGAGAACGGGUACGACACAGAGAGGUGGAGAAGCUUCUGCGGGCGGUGGCAGACGGUGAUGUGGAGAUGGUGCGUUACCUGUUGGAGUGGCUGGAUGAGGACGAGGAGGACGAAGCGGAGCAGCUGUCCGAGGCCGUGCUCUGCCACCCGCUGUGCCAGUGUCCCAACUGCGCUCCCACUCAGAAGCUGUCCGUCCUGCAGGCCGGAGCGCUCGGGGUCAACAGCUGCAACGUGGACGGUUUCACGCCGCUCCACGUCGCCGCCCUGCACGGCCACCCCGCGCUCGCCGCCCUGUUCGUCCGCCACGGGGCCAACGUCAACGCCCGCAACAACCAGAGCGCCACGCCGCUGCACCUGGCCUGCCAGAACAGCCAUGUCCAGGUGAUGAGGUUUCUGCUUGAGUGCAACGCCAAACUGAACAAGAAGGAUCACUAUGGCAACACACCUCUGAUACAGGCCUGUCUCUGUGGCAACCUGGAGACAGCCACCACCCUGCUCCAGAGUAAUGCGUUGGUGAACGUGGCGAACCUUCAGGGGAACACGGCGCUCCAUGAGGCGGUGCGGGGGGGACACCAGGCGCUGGUGGAGCUGCUGCUGAGGGGCGGAGCCUCCCCCGGCCUCAGGAACAAGAGGCAGAGGACGCCGCUGGACUGCGCCUACGAGCUGGGCGGAAAGAACACGGAGAUCCUGAGGGCUCUGCAGACAGCGUCCGGACUUUCUCCCGAUGCUGAACCAAUCAAACUCCUCUCUGUGCCCAAAGGAGCUCUGGCUCAUUCGUUCGUCCAGCGUCUGCGGCUGCAGGAUCACGCCAACGGCCGGAGACAGAAGCUGGCCCAGUCCAUCAGCAGGAUGCAGCAGAUGAAGAAAGGUUCCUCUGGUCCUCCCUCCAGGUGUUCAACAAACAGGAACCAGGGGAACCCGGACGGGCGGAGGUUGAGGCGAGGGGAGACGGUGGAGGUCAGCUGCCCCUCGGCGAGCCUCGGCGCCCUGCCCCGGCUGCGAGAGCGGCCGCUGGGUCGCUGUCACACCCUGGACUCGGGGGAACAAACGCCGGAGCCCACACACACUCCACACACUCCAGACCCGACUGAAAACACUCCGCUAGAGAGGGAUCAGACAGCAGACGCCCACACCGACAGAGACCCUGCACAGCCUGAGGCCAAGGAAACCCACUCCACCGGCGGUGAGAGCUCGCCCCCCUCGCCCUCGCCCUCUGAUGACCCGUUUGAACCCCGUCCCACGCACACCCCACCCGCUCCCUGUGCUCCACACGGCGUCGCCGAGCCGUCCGACCCCACCGACAAGAGUCUCCGCUCUGUGAACGGAGGGUUGGAGUCAUCGGACGCUCACGCCAACGACGAGGUUUUGCGGUCUGAGGACACGGACGGAGACUCGGGUCUCCCCUGCCCCACGAUCCAGUCAGACGGCGGCGAUCAGAGAGACGGAGACCGCACACCGGAAAGGGGCGGAGAGUCAAAUCACGAAGGUUGCAACUGAAAUGAAUGGAGACGCCGUGAGGAUUCGUACAUGGAGAUUAGAAAGGAGCACAACGCUGACUUGCUUUGCCACGAAGUAACACAAACAGCCCAAAAACAACUAAAAAGAAGCGAUGAAAAGCACACAACGUGAGAUCAGAUGUGGCGUCGACUCCACGCAGUGGACUGUCGCUGCGUCUGUAGUCGUGGAAACUACACAGUGAAGUCACGUUUCUGUGGCUCGCUUUCAGUUCAACGGUUUUUCAUUUUACAGAAACAAUGCCGGCGUGGAGAAGUGGAAGCGGUCAAAAGAUCGGUUAACCCUCCUCUUCCUCUCACCUGGGUUUAAAGCACUUUCUUCUUCUAGCCUUCACAGGAAGAAAAAGGGAUACAAACUGUUAUUUUUAAUUUGUGCGAAUGUCGUUGAUUUAGUUUUGAUUCAAGCCACCAGACUGUAGCUCUGAUCUGCACCAGACUUCAUUUGAAGAACACGUUGUUUUACUUGAAUACUAGCUCGUUUCUUUUGGGUUUUUUUAGGGGUUGGUUUGCUUGUUUCCCCUGUUUAACAUUGUUAAACACUCCUUAUAUAUUUCUUUUUUAUUAGGAUUAUUUUAUUUGAUCUAUGACUCUUUCUGAUGGUUGUGUGUUAAGAGAAGUUCAGCUUCUCCUGAAUGUGAAGUUGUGGUUUUUCUGCACAAGUUAAAGGAUCACACAGCUGUGUUUUUU
Messenger RNA from Etheostoma spectabile (orangethroat darter), 4219 nucleotides. It is a transcript of the gene ankrd27, whose product is annotated as ankyrin repeat domain 27 (VPS9 domain). Gene Ontology annotation, cellular component: plasma membrane; neuron projection; transport vesicle. Gene Ontology annotation, biological process: early endosome to late endosome transport; neuron projection morphogenesis. Gene Ontology annotation, molecular function: guanyl-nucleotide exchange factor activity; SNARE binding. The record is from RefSeq and is a predicted model, not a curated record. NCBI's taxonomy places the organism in Eukaryota, Metazoa, Chordata, Actinopteri, Perciformes, Percidae.